GUCGCGUUUACACUAUGCCCAACCCCAGUUACACAAGUUGUUGCUGCAACUAUAAAUAUUAUUACUUCAAUCGCUACUGCCCGUACUUCCCGUAUUACUAUUACUCCCCCAGGCCAUACUAUUACCAUCACAACUAUCCGACAUGUAGACUUAUAGAUCCAUCUCAACAUGCCUGCUGUAAUGGCAAUGUAUUUAAUAAGUUUGGGCCGUACGACAGAUGCUGUAACACUGCACGUUACGAUAGAAGAUAUUACAUAUGCUGCAAUGGACAAGUGAGAAAGAGAGUGAGCCCAACGACAACAACAUGCUGUGGAACAGAGCCAUAUAACUACCGUGAAAACACAUGUUGUUACAACAAGGUUCUACGAAUAACAGAUGCCAAACGCUCGUGUUGUGGAUAUGAACUUUACAACUACAAGACACACAAGUGCUGUAAUGGCAUUGUGGUCCCCGGUAGAAACAAUCAUAUAUGCUGCGGGAAUAGGGCGUGGGACGGCACGCUGUAUGGAUGUUGUGGCAAUGAACCGUUUUACAAGCCACGGUGGAGUUGCUGUAAUGGAAAGAAGGUCAAAGGUGGAGGCAAUGAUGCAAGGUGCUGUGGACUGAAGACGUAUAACAGAAACACACAUUUGUGUUGCUGUAGAUGUGUUCAUCCGAAACAGUCCUCGUAUCAGAGGUGUUGCUGGUCCCGCUCAUAUGACAGGCGAAAUCAGAAGUGUUGCCGGAACACUAAAACAGUUGUUCCAUCAAAUCAAAUGUGUAUUGCCGGGAGUUAA
Messenger RNA from Owenia fusiformis, 776 nucleotides. The record is from the annotation of a GenBank genome assembly. NCBI's taxonomy places the organism in Eukaryota, Metazoa, Annelida, Polychaeta, Sabellida, Oweniidae.